Molecule: messenger RNA, 1797 nt
Organism: Anoplopoma fimbria (sablefish)
Lineage: Eukaryota; Metazoa; Chordata; Actinopteri; Perciformes; Anoplopomatidae
Exons: 5
Coding region: 1-1797 (598 amino acids)
Source: RefSeq, a predicted model, not a curated record
AUGCAGCCUGUGCCAUCACACAUCGGGAAACAGAUGUGGGGAGUUAUCAGUGCCAUGGUUGCUGAUCCGAUCACUGAUGCUGUGAAAAAUGACAAUGUCAUCAUCCAUGUUGGGCAGCACCUGUUGAACAAGGGUGGGAUGUCAGCCAAGAAUCAACAGUGUGUGCGUGACAAAAUGCGAGAAAUGGGAAGACUGGUUCAUAAUGCCAGAAAAGUUACCCCCUUAAAAACAGUGGAGGAUUUCAUAAAUCCAAAGAAUUACUUGCAGGUGAUCAAAGCUGUCAAGGUGACUUGUGGCUAUGACAGUGAUUCUCACAAAUUCACAAUACCAUCACUUGCCAAGAAAAUUGGCCAUACAUUGGUCAAAGUCAGCAAACUCCUAAAAGCUCAGGGCUUGAUCAUGAACAACCAUGAACUUGUGAAAAAUGCCACUGAGUUUCAGGAAGUCCACAACGAAAGGUGGAAUGAAAUGAUUUCUGCGACAGCACUACGUAACCUCAAUGAAGCAAAGUGGAAUGUUCCCACUCUGAUGCCGUUCACAGAAGAUGUGCAGAGACUGCACCAGUUUCUCAGUCAAAAGCAAGAGGAGUACUGCAAAGAACUCUCUGAAAGUCCUUCCACAAAGACCUGGAUAGACUUGGCAAAGGUGUGCUUAGCACAGAUCAUCCUCUUUAACCGUCGCAGGGAAGGAGAAGUGGCAAGCAUGCCCUUGUCUGCAUUUUUGUCAAGAGACAAGUCUGAUCAUCACCAGGAUUUGGACUGGGCACUGUCAGAAGUAGAGAAAAGACUCUGCAAACAUUUCACAAGGAUUGUGAUCAGGGGAAAAAGAGGUAGACCGGUUCCUAUUCUUGUGACUCAGAAAAUGCUCAGUGCACUGGAACUCCUGGUUUCAGAGAGAGAGGCUUGUGAGGUACUCAAAGAGAAUUGCUACAUGUUUGCAAGGCCAGCUGCUAAAACGCAUCUCCGUGGUUCGGACUGCCUCCGUGCUUUUGCAGUAGCAUGUGGUGCAAAGUGUCCCAAGGCACUGACCUCCACCAGGCUGCGGAAACAUGCUGCAACACUCUCAACGGUUCUCAACAUGACGGAUACAGAGAUGGACCAGUUGGCUAACUUUCUUGGGCAUGACAUUAGAGUCCAUCGUGAGUUUUAUCGACUACCUGAGAAAACACUGCAGCUUGCCAAGGUUAGCAAGCUUCUCAUGGCCCUUGAGCAAGGAAGAUUGGCUGAGUUCCAUGGCCAAAACCUGGAUGAAAUCACAAUAGGGCCAGAUGACAUGGUCAUUUGUCCUGUUGAGACUGAUGAGACAGCUAAAACCAGGGGACGACACUAUUCAUCUCAAGAAGAGACUCUUCCACUGACAGAAGAAGAAGGCCCCCCACUGACAGAGGAAGAAGGCCCCCCACCAACACGCAAGAGAGAUACACCAUCAGCAGCAGAAGAUGACCGUGUCGGAGCCGCAACACCUGUUGAAGAAUCAUCAGCAGAGGUGAGGAAUGCAGUCCCAUCAGUGAGCAAGAGGAGCAAGCCACUUUCUGGAGAUGAUGACCGGCUCACAGCUGUGAUGUCUGUCAAAGGUAAAGCUCCCAGGAAAAGAAAACCAUGGCAGGACGAAGAGGUAAAAGCCGUUGAAAAGCAUAUGAAGCGGUUCAUCACUUCAUGCAUCGUCCCUUCAAAGAGAGACUGUGAAAAGUGUCUAAGAGCUGAGCCAGCAGCUCUCAAUAAUCGGGAUUGGCAAAUGUUAAAAUAUUAUGUAUACAACCGCAUCACAGCGUACAAAAAGAAAGUCCAGCAUUCCUAA